AUGCAGAUGCUUCAAGGUAUAAAUGCCCAAGUGAUCGAAGAUCCUUCUAUGGCAAGCAACCUCAGUGGGCAGGCUGUCUGGACUGGACAAGUGAUUGUGAAUUCCAUGAUUGCUGCUAGGGAUUUAGAAGUAGAUCUCGAGGAGGAAGACACUAAACAUGAAGUUCUGACAGAGGAGAAAACCUCUGAGGCAACUCAUUCUGUGAGAAAGAACAAAAGAAAAGAGACUACCCAAGCUGUAGACAGUGUUGUCCAGCCUGAACUCCUAAGUAAACUUCGCUAA
Prunus armeniaca (apricot) is the source of this 282-nucleotide messenger RNA. The record is from the annotation of a GenBank genome assembly. Lineage: Eukaryota; Viridiplantae; Streptophyta; Magnoliopsida; Rosales; Rosaceae.